Molecule: messenger RNA, 542 nt
Organism: Calliphora vicina (urban bluebottle blowfly)
Lineage: Eukaryota; Metazoa; Arthropoda; Insecta; Diptera; Calliphoridae
Exons: 9
Coding region: 61-498 (145 amino acids)
Source: RefSeq, a predicted model, not a curated record
UGGAAAUAUUAACAGUUUGUAUUUGUACAAAUUAACGCAAACACCAAACAACCACAAACCAUGAAGUUUACCCAAUAUUUUGCCAUUUUCGUUAUUGUGGUCUUGUGCCUGUUGGGUCAUCAAGCUGCCCAGGCUCAUAGUUUAUUUGGAGAUUUGAAAAAGGAUGUGGAAAGUGAUGCUCACAAAGUCGGUGCUAAAUUGGACAAUAUUGGUGACAAAGUGGAAAGUGAUACUCACAAAGUAGGUGCUAAAUUGGACAAUAUUGGUGAUAAAGUGGAAAGUGAUACUCAUGAAGUGGAACAAAAAGUGGACAAUAUUGGCGAUAAAGUGGAAAGUGAUACUCAUGAGGUGGGUCAAAAAGUGGAAAGUACUGGUCAUAAAGUGGUAAAGACGGCCAAGAAAGCUUAUAAAGUCUACAAAAUCGUUAAAGGCAUUGAAGUAGCUGGCAAGGUUAUAGGAGCCGUUGGCAGUAUUGCUGGUGUCAUUGAAAAAGCUUAAAAUUGUCCUUCACAUUAAUUUCAAAGUAAUUAUUGUGGAGUUUU